GCGUGCUGCGGUCAAGAUGGCGGCGUCCAGCCGCGCGCAGGUGCUGGACCUGUACCGCGCGAUGCUGCGGGAGAGCAAGCGCUUCGGCGCCUACAAUUACCGAACUUACGCCAUCAGGAGGAUAAGAGACGCCUUCAGAGAAAACAAGAAUGUGAAGGAUCCUGUAGAAAUUCAAGACCUGGUGAAUAAAGCCAAAAGAGACCUGGGCAUAAUCCGUCGGCAGGUCCAUAUUGGCCAGAUGUAUUCGACCGACAAGCUUGUCAUUGAGAAUCAAGAGAAGCCCCGGGCCUAGGAGCCGGGACCAGCCUCCAACAGCAGCGUGGACCACCGGCAGCAUCUGUUCUGUUUGCCGUGGGGCCCCUAGCAGACCUCAAGGGGCCCCUGCAUCAGCUUUAAAUAUCCUCACUCUGCCUGCCCUCCAGGAACUGAUGAACUGAGCGAAGUGUCCCCUCUUCUGCAGCCUUAGUGACAGAGGUCAGCUGUCGCUGGCUGUCCUCAGUUCAAGCGUCAGGAUGAAGAGCUGGAGCGCCUCGAGGGAAGGCGGUGUACAGUGGUGUCUCGUCCACCCCACCCCUCUCUGUGGCUCCGCAGCACCUGUAUAAAGCAUUUCCAGACGUGUUUCUCAGUCCUUGACAAUAAAUGAAAGCGUCUCCCUGGCCUUCUCUACCAGAAA
Dama dama (fallow deer) is the source of this 673-nucleotide messenger RNA. Its product is annotated as LYR motif-containing protein 4-like. NCBI's taxonomy places the organism in Eukaryota, Metazoa, Chordata, Mammalia, Artiodactyla, Cervidae. The transcript has a single exon. Gene Ontology annotation, cellular component: mitochondrion; L-cysteine desulfurase complex. Bases 17 to 292 code for a protein of 91 amino acids. The record is from RefSeq and is a predicted model, not a curated record. Gene Ontology annotation, biological process: iron-sulfur cluster assembly.